Monopterus albus (swamp eel) is the source of this 2765-nucleotide messenger RNA. RefSeq names its product zinc finger and BTB domain containing 48 (gene zbtb48). Gene Ontology annotation, molecular function: DNA-binding transcription factor activity, RNA polymerase II-specific; sequence-specific DNA binding; protein binding. NCBI's taxonomy places the organism in Eukaryota, Metazoa, Chordata, Actinopteri, Synbranchiformes, Synbranchidae. The transcript has 11 exons. The record is from RefSeq and is a predicted model, not a curated record. The coding region runs from base 146 to 2485 and encodes 779 amino acids. Gene Ontology annotation, biological process: regulation of transcription by RNA polymerase II. Gene Ontology annotation, cellular component: nucleus.
UCGUAGUGUUUAGGGGCCUACAAGAAACGAAAACCAAAACAGGGUUUGCUAUUUUUCCACCCUAUAUGCAUGACACCCGAUAUUGGUGCUGCUUCUGCAAAGACAAGUGUAAAUAAUCUGUUUUCAUCGUUACGACAGUCACCAAAUGCAGCUGUCAGCCGCAGAAUACAGUGAAGAUGGAGGCACACCUGCAGCAGAAAGCAACCAUGCACAGCGUGUCCUGUCCUCCCUGAACCAGCAGAGGGCAGUAGGGAGGUUUUGUGAUGCAGUGUUGAAUGUAGGAGAUAGGGUGGUCUACCUCGCCCAUCGAAAUGUCCUUGCCUGUUUCAGUGAACUGUUCCAGGAGUCCAACGUGCCUGCUACACCGUGCAUGGAGUUCCGCCUUGAGGAGUGCCCCAGUGAUGGCCUGGAGCUGCUCCUGAACUUCAUCUACACAGGAGAGCUAAAGUUGGACUUUGACAACCUGGACAAGGUGCAGCAUGCAGCAGCCAGCCUGGCUGUGCCAGAAGCACUUGUACUCUGUCAGCAGUUCAAGGAAACCUCUGUGGAUCCUGUGCUUUUCAAGCGUAAAAGAGGCAGACCCAGAAAGUCUGCAUCAGAUACAAGCCCUCUCUCUUCAGUUAAAGAGAAGUUCAUAACAGCUGCAAAAGAUGAGUCUAGGUUUGACAGUGCCACAGCUGAUUGUAGAAUGGCUGCCACUGCUGCUACUACCACAACCACCACCACCCGUUCUGGUCGUGUAGUGAAAGGCCCCAGACAACUGGUGACUGGUGACAGCCCCACCAGUAAUUUUAUGGCCAUUGAAAAGGCCAGUGAGAGGGUCCUGAAUAUUCCUGUGGAGAAAGAAAGUGGUGAUGUUGCUGUAGAAAAUCAGACCCCAGAUCAGCCAACUGGUGAAACUGAGGUAACUGAACUGCAGAUUCAAAUAAAUGACAGUAGUGUUAGCCAGCUAACUGCAACAAUAGAAGAGGAUGAUGAUGAUGUUGGGGGUUUCGAAGGGAUCACAGAAGGCUCAGGUGAUGAGUAUGUGCCCACUGCCAAGCCGAGGUCCUCAGCUGCGUCCGCAUCAACAGGACGGAAACGCAAGACCCACAGUAAAAUGGGCAAAAAAGAGAACGGUGAGGUUGUGGAAGAGGACUCCAAGAAGUACUUUGUGCAGUGUUCCAUCUGUAACAAAUCCUUCAAGAGCAAAUACUACCUCAAAGUCCACAACAGGCGGCACACAGGAGAGAGACCCUUUGGUUGCCAUAAAUGUGGGAAAAGGUACUUCAGGAAAGAGAGUCUCUUGGUACAUGAGAUCAGAGAUUGUGCUAGAGUACAGACGUACAGCUGCCUGACCUGCUCCUCAACAUUUAAUGGAAGAGAUGAGCUACGUCUGCACACUGUGUCCCACACGGGAGACAUGCCCCACAAGUGUUCAACAUGUCCUGAACAGUUUAUGUACAAGAAAAACCUGACAAUGCACAUGAUGAAGGUCCAUGGUUAUCCUAAACCGCAUGCAUGUCCCCAGUGCUCCAAAACCUUCCUAACUCGGACAGAACUGCGUGUGCAUGAAGCGGCCAAACAUCGCGGUGAGAAGCCAUUUGUGUGUGAAGAGUGUGGCCAUCGAGCGUCCAGUCGAAAUGGCCUGCAGAUGCACAUCAGAGCCAUUCACAGAAACGAGCGCCCUUUUGUAUGUAACUUCUGUGGCCACGCGUUCUCCCAGAAGAACAAUCUCAACAUGCAUCUACGUAUUCACAGUGGUGAGAAGCCAUACCAGUGUCAUCUCUGUGGCAAAACCUUCAGGACACAAGCCAGUCUAGAUAAGCACCACCGGACACACACUGGUGAGCGUCCCUUUAGCUGUGAUGUCUGUGAGCAGCGCUUCACAGAGAAAGGCGCCCUCGUCCGCCACAAAGCCAGCAAGCACGAGGAAGGCCGUCCUCACUGUUGUUACAUAUGUGGCAAGACCUUCAAAGCGAAAGAGCAACUUCGUGUUCACCUGCGUCGCCAUAAAGGCAUGAGGAAGUUUGAGUGUGUGGACUGCGGCUACAAGUUCACUCGACAGGCACACCUGCGACGACACAUUCAAAUCCACAAACGCACUGAGAACUACAACCCCCGGCAGAGGAAGCUGAGGAACGUGAUAGUACAGGAGCUGGACGGAAGUUCUCUUGGGAGCAAAGCAACAGAAACAGUGGAAGCCUCACUGGUCAGUGACGACCCAGAUUAUGUCCCAGAGACUGCUGCUGCCCAGGACUCCACAAAGCCUGACACCAACUCCUCAACAGACCUCAGCUCUGGUUGCGUUGUGAGGGUGGUGAUCGGGUCGAGUGACACGGUACUGGGAGAUGUGGUGUCCAACCAGAACCUGGGACAUGUCGAGGCAGCUGAGAGCUUCUCUGUACCAGAGGUUUUGCAGCAAACGCAGCUGGUCACUGAGGCAUAUGAGUCCGCAGUGGAUAUGGAGGGAAUUGUUGAGAACAUAUCAAAGAGUAAUAACUGAAGGGGUGAAAGAGCCGACUGCGUACACCCCACUCAGAAUUAAGUUUCUGUGAGCACGGAAUAAGAGACACUUAAAUUGUGAUGGAGAUGGUGAAGGAAAGCCUGAAUCAUCUGGAACCAGUUCUCAACCAGGCAUGUCCAUUAAUUUUAGGUCUACAACUGGUUAAGAGGAAAGCAGCCAGUGAAAUGGUAACGCAAUCCACCUCCUAGCAUACUUAGGAAGUAACACAAUAUACGUCAACUGUUUAAUCUGUACAAGAACAGAGUUUAAAAAAAAAAAA